This is a messenger RNA of Episyrphus balteatus (marmalade hoverfly), 752 nucleotides long. RefSeq lists its product as uncharacterized. NCBI's taxonomy places the organism in Eukaryota, Metazoa, Arthropoda, Insecta, Diptera, Syrphidae. The transcript is spliced from 2 exons. Bases 179 to 709 code for a protein of 176 amino acids. The record is from RefSeq and is a predicted model, not a curated record.
GCUUCCAAAUGUCGUUAACUUUUGACUAAAUAACCGAAAUAUAAUAUAACUCAUUAUGAAAAGUUUAUUUUAUCAUCAUUUAAAUUCUGCUCAUUUAGUCAAUUUAAUGUCAUUAACUUUGAAGUUUUGAUAUUGUAACCAUUUAAAAACGAUUUUCUUCAAAAUAUUGCCCCUCAUUAUGUUUAAUCAAUUUUUAGUGAUUCUUUGUAUUUCAUCGUAUUUCAAAGUAAUUUCAUCUGAUGUUAAAUUUAUUGCAACAACCCGACAAUUCAAUCCAAAAUUUGUGUCAAAUUUUACAACUUCAAUUGAAAAAGAACCCAACGGACUCAAUGUUGACAUAACACUGAUUCAACCGAUUAUUAUCGACUUUUAUGCUUUCGUUGAUGUUCAAAUAAGGUUGAGAGACUCAAAAAUUUAUCAGAGUCUGUUUACGGAGGAAUUUGAUGUUUGUGAAUUGGUAAAUAAUGUUUUGAUCAAUAAUUUGAUGAAACGAUGGUAUAGAAAUUUGGUUAAAUAUGGGAAUUUUAUGGAAAAUUGUCCAGUACCUGAGGGUUACUAUUAUUUGAGAGGAUUAGUUGUUGAACACAGUAGCUUGGCGAUGUACCUUAGACCUGGAGAUUACAGAAUAAGUGGACAUGGAUACUUCAAAAGAGCAGACUUGAAUGAAACAGUCGUUAAGGCAACACUCGAUGUCAAAUGGUCUAAAUAAUUUAAAAAUAUUAAAUAUUUUGAUAUAAAAUCCCAUCAUUUUG